Molecule: messenger RNA, 1893 nt
Organism: Cyprinus carpio (common carp)
Lineage: Eukaryota; Metazoa; Chordata; Actinopteri; Cypriniformes; Cyprinidae
Product: divergent protein kinase domain 2A-like
Exons: 4
Coding region: 552-1850 (432 amino acids)
Source: RefSeq, a predicted model, not a curated record
CUCUAGAGAUCGGGGGAGGAGUUACAACACGAUCACCUUAGUAACCAGUAACGUAAACUGACCAGAAGGGUCGUAAAUACGAAACCCGAUCCGCGAAGUCGGAUCUUUUGUGCAGCUGCUUCAACGCUCGCAGACUGAACUUGUAUCGAGAUUGAGAAGACAACCCCUGCAAAUUUUUAUAGAAAUAAAGAAAAAACUAUAGCAGUGUGCACGCAACAUACGGACAACGUGGGAAAGCAUCGAUGCGCGCGAGACAGGAGUUCCUAAAUAGACAACGGAAGCUUCCUCGAGCGACUGGAAUAAACCGGGAAUUUCACUCAUUUUUAUUCGGUAGAGGGAUUUCUGAUGUGGCAGCUUAAUGCCAACUCGGCGUAAAACCAUAAAUCCCUUCUUGUAAAACAUGGUGAGAGGGGCUCUUGAAACCAAUGAGCUUACCAGGCAACACUCUAACUAACGUGAUGGGGAUGAUGAUAUUACAUAUAGCAAUGAUGGAACAGCCGCAUUGACAAAGAUUAACUGCACUCACUCUCAGUGCACUGCUGCCAAUCAGCAUGCUGCGGAUACUGUCGCUCAAAUUUGGCCGCGUCUACCGGUGUGGCAAGUUCCUCUUCAUCGUAGCUCUUUUUGUGAUCCUGCUGAUGAACACUCACAACCUCUUCGCCUCUUUCCAGAGGAACGAGCUCACUGACCGGCGAUUCAUCGGCCUCAACAAGUGUCCGGCCUGCUUUGGCACUAGCUGGUGCCGCAAGUUCAUGAAUGGCCAGGUGACCUUCGAGAUGUGGGGUCGCCUGCGCUUCCUAGACUUUUUCAACGUAAAGAACGUUUAUUUCGCUCAAUACGGAGAACCCAGGGAAGGAACACGCAGGGUCGUGCUCAAACGCCUGGGCUCCAACCAAGAGCUCGCAGAGAUCGAUCAGAAGAUCUGCAAACGGGCCACUGGAAGGCCUCGCUGUGAUCUCAUUCAGGGUAUGUACAAAACUGAGUUCGCCCGGCUUAACGGGGACGUAAGGCUGCUGACCCCGGAGGUGGUGGAGGGCUGGUCGGAUCUGGUGCACUGCCCCUCGCAGAGGCUUCUGGACCGCGUGGUCAGGAGGUACGCGGAGACCAAGGACUCUGGAAGCUUCCUGCUGAAGAACCUUAAGGACACGGAACGAAUGCAGCUGCUGAUGACGUUGGCGUUCAACCCUGAGCCGCUUGUGCUGCAGAGUUUUCCCUCCGAUGAGGGCUGGCCGUUUGCCAAAUACCUGGGGGCCUGUGGCCGGAUGGUGGCGGUGAAUUACGUGGGCGAGGAGCUCUGGAGCUUCUACAAUGCACCCUGGGAGAAAAGAGUGGAUCUGGCCAAGCAGCUGAUGGAAAUCGCCGAGCAGCUGACCAACAACGACUUUGACUUUGCCCUUUACCUCCUAGACGUGAGCUUCGACAACUUUGCAGUCGGACCUCGUGAUGGAAAAGUCAUCGUCGUCGAUGCAGAAAACAUCAUAGUGGCAGACAAAAGACUGAUUAAGCAGAAUAAACCAGAGAACUAUGACGUGUGGUAUGAGAGCCGCUACGAGGAAUGCGACAAAGAGGCCUGUCUUUCCUUCUCCAAGGACAUCCUCUGCUCUCGAGUCACCGUGGACCACAACUAUUACGCUGUCUGUCAGAACCUGCUCUCCAGAUUCGCCACCUGGCGUGGCACCACGGGUGGUCUCCUCCAUGACCCCCCUGCCGACGUCAUCAAAGACGGCCGCCUCACAGCCCUGCUGGACGAGUGCACCCGGCCUCAGAAACAGUACGGUCGCUUCCAGGCAGCUAAAGAACUCCGGGAGUUCCUGACACAACUCACACAGCCGAGCAAUACUAACAGGUAGUGUCCAGAACAGGGGACGUUCUGUGCCCCCCCCCCACCCACCC